AUGGCGGUCUCAAAGCGAAAACAAGAAGUCAAACCUCUUGGUAACGAUACCAAGAAAGUUAAGCUAUCCAAGGAAUCUGGGAAAGGUUUCUCUAAUCAAAAGAAGAUGAGAAAGAACCUAGUGGAGGAUAGCGACGAUGAUGAGGGGGAGGAAGAGUACCAGGGCGGUAGUGAUAUCGAAAUGGAAGAUGUAGAGGAGGCAGGAUUCAAGGGAACUGCUCCAAAUCAGAGUAAUGCUCAGAAUAACAAUGCCAACGGCGGAAAUACCAACUCAAACAAAUCUCGGGAAUCACACGCCGCCCAAAAGAAACUUGCCAACGAACGUAAAUUUGCCAAACCAAAUGCCGACGUCAUCCAUCGUUCUAAAAAGAUCUGGGAACGCCUCCGCCGAAAGUCUCACGUCCCGCUCGAUGAACGCAAACAACUCACCGACGAACUAUUCACUAUUGUCACCGGACGUGUCAAAGAACUGGUAUUUAAGCACGAUGCCAGCCGUGUGAUCCAGACAGCUGUGAAAUACGGUAGCUCAGAGCGACGACAAGAUAUUGCAAAGGAAUUGAAGGGCGAGUAUGUGCAAUUAGCCGAGAGCGCGUACGGGAAGUACUUGGUUGUCAAAUUGAUGCACUAUGGAAAUACAAAGACGAGGGAGAUGAUCAUUGGGGAGUUUUAUGGCCAUGUCAGGCGGAUGGUGAAACAUAAGGAAGCUUGUUAUGUGGUUGACGAUGCAUUCCGGGAAUACGCUACUCCUAAGCAAAAGGCAUCGCUUAUCAGAGAGUUUUAUGGAGUAGAAUAUGCGAUUUUUAAGGAUGACUCAAAAAAUGCUUCGUUAAAAUCGCUAUUAGAGGAGAAUCCUGAAAAGAGACCCCUUAUUAUGAAGAGUUUGUUCGAAUUGAUCAACCAAAUGGUUGAGAAGAACAUGUCUGUCUUGCAAAUUCUUCAUAAAGCAAUGCUGGAAUAUAUUCUCAACGUCAGACCGGAGACAAGCGAAGCGGCAGAUCUCAUUGAGCUUAUCAAAGAGCACCUUGGAAACAUUGCUUUUUCGAAAGAUGGCGCACAGGUUAUUAUGAGGUGCUUUGCUUGGGGUUCGGCAAAGGAUCGAAAGGUUAUGUUGAAGAACUUGAAGCCGAGUAUCCAGGAACUUUAUGCGGAUGAGCAUGGGCACAUGGUCCUGCUAGCGAUAUUUGAUGUUGUCGACGAUACCGUGCUAGUGAGCAAAACAGUUUUCCCAGAGAUCCAGACCAAGUUAGAUGAAGGGAGCGCAGCAACUCACGCGAUUGCAAGAAUACCACUUCUCUACCCAUUACUGGGGAGAGAAACGAAGUUAAUGCACCCACAGAAAAUCGAGCUACUGGCGGAAAUUGAUACGAUCCGGGCUCAGACAAGUAAGAAAGACCCCAAGAUCCGACAGCAAGAGCUUAGGAAAGCGUUGAGCCCGGCUCUCUUGAAAUCAGUAGCUACAAAUGCUGCCGAUCUAGCGACGACUCCACUUGGAUGCCAGUUUGCAUCUGAAGUUAUCAUCUUUGCGGAGGGCGAUAAGGCUGCGGCUGCAGAAGCUAUUGCUACAUUCGCAGAAGGAGAAGAUGCCCUCGAGAACAAGGACCUUGGCAGGAUGUUGAAGAAUCUAGUCCAAGAAGGAUUCUUCAACAAUAAGACACAAAAGAUCCAGCUAUCGGAUCCGCCAGUCGAAUUCUACAAAUAUCUGAUGCCAAAGAUCGAGCCAAAUUUGGCGGCUUGGGCCACUGGAGGCAACUCUUACCUCAUUGCUACUCUAUUGGAAAGCGAGAGGGUUCCUGAGAGUGAAAGGAUGAAGAUUAAGAAGAUACUAUCGGGAAAGAGUGAACAGGCUGCAAUCAAGAGCGCUAAGCAGGCUGGGAAUAAGGGUACAGAUUUGAUAUCGAACCUGUUGAAAGGGAAAAAGUAG
Messenger RNA from Orbilia oligospora ATCC 24927, 1920 nucleotides. RefSeq lists its product as uncharacterized. Gene Ontology annotation, cellular component: nucleolus. Gene Ontology annotation, biological process: regulation of translation. Gene Ontology annotation, molecular function: mRNA binding. The record is from RefSeq and is a predicted model, not a curated record. The transcript is spliced from 5 exons. Lineage: Eukaryota; Fungi; Ascomycota; Orbiliomycetes; Orbiliales; Orbiliaceae. The coding region runs from base 1 to 1920 and encodes 639 amino acids.